AUUUGUCCAAUCAGAGAAGGGAUUGCAUAGUCGCUCAGUCAUUUCGCACAACACAGCAAGUCAAGAUGACAACAUACACAGAUAAAGGUCCUAAGCCCGAGUCGGGGAGGUUUGUCACCUUCGACCAUGUCACGUUCUGGGUUGGAAACGCUAAACAGGCAGCAUCUUUCUAUUGUUCGCGCAUGGGCUUUGAGCCCUUCAUGUACAAGGGGUUGGAGACAGGCAGCAGAGACAUUGCGGCGCACGCAGUCAAGCAGAAUAAGAUCAUAUUUGUAUUCCAGUCCAUGUUGGAGCCUAACAAGCCACAAGAGUUUGGUGACCAUUUAGUAAAACAUGGAGAUGGUGUCAAGGAUGUGGCUUUUGAAGUGGAAGAUGUCGAUGCCAUCUUUAAGCGAGCUGUUCAGCGUGGCGCCAUCGUGUUGAAGGAACCCUGGGAGGAGAGUGAUGAUAACGGAACUCUGAAGAUGGCAGUGAUCCAGACGUAUGGAGACACAACCCAUAUGCUGAUAGACAGGUCCAACUACAAGGGCCCCUUUCUCCCCGGCUACAGGGCUGUCGCUGACAAGGACCCUCUCACUGCACUCCUCCCCCCAAUAGACCUGCAGAUGAUUGACCAUAUUGUGGGGAACCAGCCUGACAGCGCCAUGACAAAUGCAGCAGAAUGGUAUGAGAAGAACCUAAUGUUCCACCGCUUCUGGUCCGUGGACGACUCCCAGAUCCACACCAACUACUCCUCGCUCCGCUCCAUCGUGGUCACCAACUACGAGGAGACCAUCAAGAUGCCCAUCAAUGAACCCGCACCAGGGAAGAGGAAGAGUCAGAUUCAGGAAUACGUGGACUACUAUGGAGGAGCAGGGGUCCAGCACAUCGCCAUGAAGUCCCAAGAUAUCAUCCAGACGAUCCGCAACCUGCGAGCCCGUGGAAUGCAGUUUAUUCAAGUUCCCAGCACCUACUACACCAACCUCCGCAAACAGCUGGCCAACUCUAAAGUGAAGAUCAUUGAAGAUCUUGAUGUACUCCAGAGUCUGAACAUCCUUGUGGACUAUGACGACAAUGGCUACCUGCUCCAGAUCUUCACCAAGAUCAUACAAGACCGGCCCACCUUGUUCCUGGAGGUCAUCCAGAGACACAAUCACCAGGGAUUUGGCGCGGGAAACUUCAAGUCUUUGUUUGAGGCCAUCGAGCAGGACCAGGCAGACCGAGGCAACCUGUGAUUAGGGUCCUGUCCACACUGUCUGGUGUACAUAGGAACUAUAUGCUGUUUGUAACAUGUUCUGCACAAACUGGACUUGCCUUAUCCAUAGUCAUGUAAUGAAUCUCACCACUGCUUAUUUAUUCAGAUCUUAUACAGAACUACUAACCAUACAAGUCAAUAUGUGACAUCAAAGUUUUUCAGCACUUUAAUGUGUUUGCUCUCUAACAGAUCUGGAUAAAGUGUGUCAAUAUUUAUUAAGGCUACAACAAUUUUUUUUGUAAGGAAUACAUUUGCAGCUUCCGCUGAAUUCUGAGUCCUUGGAAUGUAAUAUAUAUAUAUGUGCUUGAGUGUUGUGAUGGUAUUGGUCAGUUGGUGGUUAAAUUUUGCAACAAAAAUGCAACAGUGUGUUGUGCAUAAGUCAUUGGAGGAAAACACUGAAACCAAGUGUAAAAAUUAUUACAGAUUGUAUUUAAGAAAGUGCCUUAUGUGAAAUAUGCAAGUAGUAGAAAUGAGAUCGUGUGUUGUAAGAGAAGGACAUGUGGAACACACUUUCCCCAGUGGCCGACCCUGUGAGGAGGCAGAUUGUUAUUUGUUGAAGUAUUUUAACAGUGUAUUUUCUGGAGUUACCUGAAGUAUUUUUCUACCCUGAUGUUUAACUGAGCUACCAUUCAUCCUGUGUUUAAGCCAGCUAUCUCAUCCUCUGUACAGACGCAGCUCUGCAGAUUUGAUUUUGCUCAUACUUGAAAAACAUGUCUAGAUACAUUUUUCAUAGAAAAUGUGAGAUUAGUUUUGGGGUAGUUCCUCUCAAACUAAACUGUUCAAAGUUUCCAAGAGUUAUGUUUCACAUUCAAAUCUAUUGUGGGCCUAUGUAGAUGGGGACUCUGGUCUUGGACAGACAGACAGCCAAAGAGGUGUAUCAGUAAGGUGUGAUAUUGCAAAGAUAAGUAUUUUGACAUUUUCUGAAUCCAACAUAAGAAAAAUAUCAAAAUAAACUUCGAACAAUUUGAAACUGUUGACAAUCAUUUUACCAUUGAUUUUUGAUGAUCGUGCUUGACUAGAUUAAAAAAGAAGACAAUCAGACAUAUUUCAACACACAAUGUUUGAUGUGUGGGUGUUUAUGAAGGCUUUGAUGUGUGUAUUCACAUAUAUAUGUAUUGAUAUAUAAUUGUAAGAUUGAAUGUACCAGUUUGAUAAAGAAGUGAAAGAGGUGUGUAGAAUAUUCCAUCUACAAAUAAGUGGUAGAAGGUUGUUAAACGUUACAUCAGCAUUCCAUACUACCCACAUCAGUCAAUGGAUUCUUGACACAAAUAUAGACACAGGUGUUUAUCACCAUCUGAAUUGUUGCAAGUGUGAAUAAAAAAUUAUGUAUAUUGAAUAUGCAGCUAAUGAGCCUGAGUUGUAGCCGGGUAUGUAGUGUGUUCAAGGGUGGUGGGGUAGCCUAGUGGUUAAAAGUGUUCGCUCGUCACGCCGAAGCCCAGGUUUGAUUUCCCACAUGGGUACAAUGUGUGAAGCCCAUUUCUGGUGUCUCCUGCCGUGAUAUUGCUGGAAUAUUGCUAAGAGCUUGUAAAACCAUAGUCACUCACUCACUCGUGUGUUCUCUAUUCAAAAAGGCCUGGGUUUGAUCCCCAAAAUGGAUGCAAUGUCUGAACAGUGUUAAAUUUACAAAAUUGCCAGGCUGCCAUCAGGACCCACAGACUUUAGAAGCUGCAGGCCCUGACUAAACUCUUCAGGCCCUCAUGUCAAACACUGCAGCUUCUUGUGACAAAGACAUUGGCACAUAAAUUUACUGCAGGCCAUGACCCAUGCAAAUGUGAAUUGGACACACGAUCUACCGGCAGGCGCUUAUUUCAAACACUGUGCAUGAAGCCCAUUACUGGUGUCCCCCACCGUAAUAUUGCUGAAAUAUUGCAAGAAGUGGUGUAAAACCAUACUCACUGACUCACUCAUUCCCUAAACUGGUGCAAUUUAUGAAGCACUAUUAACCUGAACACACUAUACCAGGGCUUUUUGAAAUUUGUUAUUCCCUUCAGUAGUACAUGUAUGUUAACUUAGGUUGUCUUUUUUAUCAAACUGGUACUUUGUGAAUUGUGAUUGUGUACAUAGUUGGUUUUGACUACUCAUGUUUAAUAUCAGUAUUGUUGAUGUAAUACUUCGUGAUGAACUGGGCCCAUUUGGCAGCUGAUGCAAUGUAUAGUAUUGUGAAUAGUGUGAAUGAAGCAAGACAAAUCCAUGCAUAAUUGGUUUUUUUCACUAAUUUUCUCUAAGAACAUUUCUAUUCUAUUCUGUUUUUUCAUGACUUUUCAGGAAUGUUUUAAGAGGGUCUACAUCCAGCGUGUCCAUGUCUGGUCUUGAUCUAGACAUUGUAACUAGUGCCAUGUGGGAACCGUCUCCCUUGAAUUUGGGGAAUUGUUAACUGAUCUUUGUCAUAAAAUUUCAAAGACCAAGUGUGCUUUUAAUGACUUGAAUCCAAUGUCCAGCGGGGGCACAGGUGGCCUAGUUGUCUAAGGCGCUGCGAUUCGCUUUGCAGAGUUGCGUCCCUUGGGCAUGCCAGAAACCUAUGAUUGUAGGUUCGAAACCCGGUUCACCCUGAUUAUGUUUCUAGGUUUGUCAGCACCAUACCCGUUCCCCUGGGUUUCUGAGACUUGUAUCACUUCACUUCUAAAACUUAGUUCAGUCAGUACAUCAAUGUUUAAUAGAGGGAGUCCAAAUGUUAAAAGUUUUUGUAUAGUAUAAGUGCUACAAUAUGCUGCUUUUUUUUUUACAUAUAGUUUAUUUUUUCUAGACUUCAACCAUAUCUUUUCUUGAAAUAUACAGUAUUAACUACCGAUAUAUAUUUGUCUGGCACAAUGAUAUAUGUUAUUUCUAUUCAGUUGUAAUUAGAGAAUUUGUUGACCAGUUUUGUUUUGAUAUGUACAUUUGUUUUGAAUUGAGUUAUAUUUAAGAAUAAGAUUUGAGUCUGUGGUUUUUAUUGGUUAAGUUUGCGAAUUUUACUGUAGACAAUCUGUUUGUUUGUGAGUGAGUAUUUUUGUGUUUUAUUGUAAAGAUUUGUUGAUAUAUAAUCGACAUUCAAGACUUGAUAUCUCUUAUAAUUGAAACAAGUGAUCAUUUUGUACUAAUAUAUCCCUGCUUGCAUGUCAAAUCUUUGAACAUUUUAAGAUAUAAGCAUCUUAAUUCAAUUUUCUGCUUUUGUGAUGCUGCCUUUUCAAGACUUACUCAAUACCUAUCUGUUCUGGAACCUUUGUUCCCAGUGCCUGAGCUGAUGAUGAUCAUUAUCAUAAUCCGGAUGCUGUGUCAACUAUUUUAUACCAGGGCUUUUUGAAAUUUGUACUUUUCUUUCUUAACAUUGUCUACCUUUAUAUAUGGAUAAAACUGUUGCGCAAAACACACAGGUGCAUUUUCCGAACAUGUUGGCAUUUACUUAUGCCCCUGUGUUGUCUGUGGAGAAGUAGUCUUGUGAAUGUGUGAGGACAUGCUUAGCUAUUAUUGUAUGAUAUUCUCUGUAUAUGGUUAUGGUGUUUGAAAGAGUGGAGUGGGAAAUAAAGAUUAUAUUCACA
This is a messenger RNA of Haliotis rufescens (red abalone), 4749 nucleotides long. Its product is annotated as 4-hydroxyphenylpyruvate dioxygenase-like. The coding region runs from base 66 to 1214 and encodes 382 amino acids. Gene Ontology annotation, molecular function: lactoylglutathione lyase activity; metal ion binding; 4-hydroxyphenylpyruvate dioxygenase activity. Lineage: Eukaryota; Metazoa; Mollusca; Gastropoda; Lepetellida; Haliotidae. The transcript is spliced from 13 exons. The record is from RefSeq and is a predicted model, not a curated record. Gene Ontology annotation, biological process: L-tyrosine catabolic process. Gene Ontology annotation, cellular component: endoplasmic reticulum membrane; Golgi membrane.